Messenger RNA from Sordaria macrospora k-hell, 2463 nucleotides. RefSeq lists its product as uncharacterized. Lineage: Eukaryota; Fungi; Ascomycota; Sordariomycetes; Sordariales; Sordariaceae. Gene Ontology annotation, molecular function: mRNA binding; protein binding. The record is from RefSeq and is a predicted model, not a curated record.
AUGUUUGUCUGUCGGGUUUGUCUGGGGAAAGGCCUAGCUCCUGGAGCUUUGGCUAGGAUAAAUGCGCCUGCAGUUGGAUCUCGUCUGGUCCUCCCAAGGCUAGGCGCACUCACAGCAACCCAGUCCACGACCGCCCUCCGAUCCUACCACUUGCCCGCCCUCAAGCCAAAGACUGCCGCCGAUCCCUCCGUUACUCUCGACCUCGAAGUGCCGGAAGGGGAAGAAGAUGGGGAAAAGAAGGGGAAAAAGAGAGACUUGAGCGAAGAGCAGAGGAAGAAGCUGGAGCGCAAUGCGGCCCUACAACUCAAGCAUUUCAAGGAUCCCUUCCACAUUGAGAAGCAGGUCAAGUUGACCCUCGAUAAAGGAAAAUACGAAGAGGCCCUGGUUCUCACCCGCAAGGCUAGCAAGAGCGCAAAGGUCCAGGUCUCAUGGAACCAUCUGAUCGACUACCACAUGAAGAACAAGCGUCUAUCUGCUGCCAUCAAGAUCUAUAACGAGAUGAAGAAGCGCGCCCAGGUUCCAGACGCCAGAACUUACACCAUCAUCUUCCGAGGUUGCGCCAUGAGCGAACACCCCAAGCAGGCAGUGGCAGAAGCUAUUAAGAUUUACCACAGCUUGCUCAAGAAUGAGCGCGUCAAGCCAACCACCAUCCACCUUAACGCUGUCCUCGAGACAUGUGCCCGCGCUGGCGACAUAGACAGCAUGUUCACGACAGUACAAACAGCCAACGAAAGCACACGCAAGCCCGACAACCUGACCUAUACAAUUAUCUUCAACGCCCUCCGCGCUCAGUUCAACCCACGAGCGCCACUCGACCGGGACCCGAUGCAGCGCGACGAAGAAGAUAUCAAGCGGGAGAAACAAGAGGCUAUCAGCAGGGGCUUGCAAAUAUGGGAAGAUGUACUGCGUCUAUGGAAGAAGGGCAACCUCCUCAUCGACGAGGAAAUGGCUUGCUCCUUUGGAAGGCUGCUGACCCUGGGCACCAAGGAAGAUAACGAGAGGGUCUUCGACGUUCUUUCCACGACCAUGCAGCUCCCCCGAUUCCAUGCUGGCGAGAAGGCACCUGCCGAAGUGACCGCUAAGGCCCCAACCACGGCGACCGUCGAGCCAACUGAUGAUGUUAAGGAUGUUAAGGAGGUCGAGGAAUUCAAGGAGACGAAGCCGGCCAAGUUCGAGAGGAAACCCAAAUAUGUCCCCCCCAGCCUCUUCGCCAAACCAGGCAGUAACACCCUCUCCCUAAUCCUCUCCGUCCUCUCCAACACGCGCCGCACCUCCCUUGCCCAAAAGUACUGGGACCUUCUCACCUCCCCGCCCUAUUCCAUCAAGCCCGACAAAGACAACUACUUCCGCUACCUGCGCGUCCUCCAAAUCGGCCGCGGCUCCGCCGCCACCGCCUCCGUCUUCGCGUCCAUGCCGGCGGAAUUCAUCACGCCCAUGAUGCUCAAAACCGCCUUCACGACAUGCAUCCGCGACGAGCUGAACCCGCACGCCUUCUCCCCCCACGCGUGCACCAUCUUCGACGCCAUGAUCAAGAAAACCCGCUACCCCGACGCCAUCGCCAUGCGCCUCUUCCUGCAAUCGGCCCAGGGUAACUUCCGCCACAUCAAGAAGAUGGCCGAGACCGACCCCCUGGGCUCUCGCCAGACGAUGGGCAAACAGAUCAUCCUCGCGCUGGACAAGAUGUGGCAACCCUACCGCAUCAUGAUAAACCAGUACUCGUACCCGAUCGGCGACAGAGUCCGGGCCCAAAGCCCCGAAGACGCGUGGAAGGCUACCAGGGCGCACAUGUCCGAGUGCGUGGUCACCGCGCGCCGGAUGAUCUCCGCUUUGGACAAAGUGAUGCUAAACAACAUGUGUCCCGACGCCGCGGUCCUCAAGGUUCUCAAGCGGCGACGCGUGAUUCUGCAAAACAUGGUCGAACGUUACGUUGUCAAGGACGGCGAGAUGACGGCCAAGUGGAAGGACAAGAUGGUGGAGCGGUACGGCGCGGAGCGGUUCGCAAAGCGGGAGGCCAACGAGAAGGAGGAAAACUACGAGUUUGGACAGCCGAAACCUAAUGAGUUUGAGAGAAACCUCAGCAAGAAGAAGGAGGAUGGGGUUGCUACUAAGCAGAAGGCCGAGCAAACGCAAAGGCCGAGGGAGGAGGAGGAAGGCGAAGACGAUGAGGAUGAUGGCGAGUGGGAGGAUAUCACCGACAGACGCCACGGCAGCAGCAGCGGCAGCGGCAGUGACAGGAGGACACAGAGUCUAAGGAAUAAGUUGAGGAGGGACGAGAGGAGUUCCAGACAGCCGCAACACCAGCAGCAGAGUAACAACAACAACUCCUCAUCAUGGUCGAGAGAAAGUCAAGGAGGCAGUUGGGGAGAUGGAAUACCGCCCAUAAGCAGUAGCAGCAGCAGCAGCAUAGCUGGAGCAGCGGCAACGGCGACAAUAAACCCCGGUGGUGCUGUGAUGGAUCGAUGA